Messenger RNA from Miscanthus lutarioriparius, 2781 nucleotides. NCBI's taxonomy places the organism in Eukaryota, Viridiplantae, Streptophyta, Magnoliopsida, Poales, Poaceae. The record is from the annotation of a GenBank genome assembly.
AUGGCGAGGCAUCGCCGUGGCAGAGGGCGCCGCGGCGGCCGCCAGUCCAACCCGCCGGUCGAUCAGGCGCGGGACUCCGGCAGCAACGGGCGAGACGAGGCAAACCCGAGCGGCGCUGAGGCGGGGAACCGCAACGAGCACCGCGACGACGACCCCUCGCGCGUCGGCCAGAGCCCUCCCGCCGAUAUCCGCCAAGCUGGGCCAACCCUCGGGAAGGAGGCCGCCGCGCCGCUGUGGAAGGAGUUCGAGGCGCUCGGCAUCCACGUCCGCCGCGCCGAGCCCGUGUUCCCUCCGCGACCAGGGUACGGCACCGAGGGGAUGCCGUGCGUCGUCAGGGCCAACCGCUUCCUCGGCCGCCUCGUCGACGAGGGCCUGCACCAGUACGACGUGACCAUUUCGCCGGAGCCGACGCCCAAGGCCGCGUACAGGGAGGUCAUGACGAAGCUGGUGUCCGAGAACCAGCACACGGAGCUCGGCGGCCGCUUCCCCGCGUACGACGACCGCGACUCGCUCUUCACCGCGGGCGCGCUGCCGUUCGACACCAAGGAGUUCGAGGUCACCCUCUCUGCAGGCGGCGACAAAAAGAUGGACAGGAGGUACAAGGUGGUGAUCAACCAUGCCGUAACGAUUAGCCUGCUACAGCUGAGGAUGCUGUUGGCGGGCUACCCCACGGACAUCCCCGCGCAGGUGCUGCUGGUCCUCGACACCGUGCUGCGUGACGUCGUCUCCAACGAGCGCAAUGACAUGAAAUGCGCCGCGAUUGCCACAAAGGAUCGUACACUGGGUGUUGACGCAUGGAAGGGGCUCUAUCAGAGCAUCAGGUCAACACAGAACUGCUUGUCUCUGAUUUCAGAUGUGUCCUCAUCUGUUUUCGUUCAACCCUUGCUAUUGAUUGAAUUCGUUCAGAAGAUCCUAAAGAUGGAUGUCGUGGAUAGAAACUUGACUAAACCUGAGUAUGACAAGCUCUUGAAGGUCCUCAGGGGUGUGAGGAUUGAAGUCACACACCUAGGAGAUAAUAGACGCCGUCAGUACAGAAUUGCUGGUUUGUCAGUGAAUCCUACUAAUGAUUUGAGUUUUCAAUCUAGUGGAGCCACAACGACAGUCAUUAAUUACUUCAGAGAAAUAUACAGCCUGGACCUGAAAUACAAAUCUCUCCCAUGCAUCAUCGCUCGCAGCGAGCAGAAUCCAGUCUAUCUUCCUAUAGAGGUUUGCAAGAUAGUUCCCAGGCAGUGUUACCAGAAGAAGCUGGAAGCUAGUCAGGUUUCUACUCUAAGGAAGUCAGCCUGCGUCCAUCCUGAACCGGAGCAAUCCUGUCAUCAGAUUGUUGAUAAGGAGCAGUACAGACGCACCAAACGUGCAAAUGAUUUUGACAUAGAAGUUGAUGACAAUCUUGCAACAGUUGAUGCUAGAGUUCUGCUGCCUCCAAAUCUUAAGUAUCAUGAUUCUGGAUCUCAGAAGACGGGGUUUCCAAUGAAUGGGUACUGGAAUAUGAAAGACAAGAAAGUAAUAAAUGGUGCAAAUAUCAGCAACUGGGCAUGUCUUAACUUCUGUGAAGAUUUAUCCGAGAAAGAUAUUAAGGAGUUUUGCUUUAAGCUGGCUGAAAUGUCUCGUACUACUGGAGUGGAAUUUGCCAAUUUGAAGUUCCCAAUAUUCACUGCACGUCCAGAUCAAGUUGAAGAUGGUAUUCGUAAAUGCUAUCAGGAAGCGAAGAACAAGCUGAGGCAUCAGAAGAUUGAUUUACUGCUUGCUAUACUACCAGAUAAAAAUGGCAGUUUAUAUGGAAAUAUUAAAAGGAUCUGUGAGACAGAUAUUGGUCUCGUGUCACAGUGUUGUCGAAGGUCAAAUGUCUUCACGGAAAAUAGUCAGAUAUUGGCAAAUAUUGCUAUUAAGAUCAAUGCCAAGGCUGGAGGAAGGAACUCAAUAUUCGAUGACGUGCAGAAGAGUUUACCGGUUGUUUCAAACAAGCCGACGAUUAUAUUUGGUGCUCAUGUUUCUCACCCUUCUAAAAAAAAAGAUGGUUCUGCUGCCCCUUCGAUUGCUUCUGUCGUUGCAUCCCAAGACUGGCAUGAGGUGUCUAAGUAUAAUAGUGUUGUUCGUGCACAAGGUCACACUGAAGAGAUCAGUGGCCUUGAAGACAUUGUCAAGGAGCUCCUUCAUGCAUUUGCAAACGAGUCCAACAAGAAGCUCCAGCAGCUGAUAUUCUACAGGGAUGGCAUAAGUGAGGGUCGGUUCAAACAAGUUUUGGAGAAAGAAAUCCCAGCGAUAGAAAAGGCUUGGAACACACUGUAUGAUAAUGAGAAGCCACAAAUCACCUUCAUUAUUGUGCAGAAGAGGCAUAGACUAAGGCUGUCCCCCAUGGACAACAAAUAUAAGCUCCGUUCUGUUGCGAAGAAAAUUGUUGAGCCUGGCACAGUGGUUGAUAGUGAGAUCUGUCACCCAGCAGAAUUUGAUUUCUUCCUUUGCAACCAAGCUGAUGUCAAAGGACCAAGGCGUCCUGUGAAGUACCUUGUGCUGCGAGAUGAUAACAACUUCACGGCUGAUGAACUGCAGGCUCUCACAAAUAACCUGUGCUACACUUAUACAAGCGGCACUCGGACGGUGUCGAUCGCUCCUCCCGCAUUCUACGCCCAAAAGCUCGCACAUCGUGCCCUCGCCUACCUCGCCAAAGGCUCUGACACGGCGUCAGCGUCAAGCUCCAGCAGUGCAGCUGCUCCUGGCGCUGGCCCGAAGCAACUUCCAGAGAUAAAGAACGAGCUGAAGGGGUCCAUGUUCUACUGCUAG